CCGAUUUACAAGAUGCACUCACUCAGUUCUCCCAACCAGCCCAGCCGGCGGAACAAAAAGGGUCACUGGCCGGCCCGGCUGGUUGAUGUCUUUAUAUUUGCACACCCGUUCCAUCCGUCAGUUGCACCCACCCAUCCCAGCAAUCCACUGCAUCCAAUCCACUCAAUGCAUAAUUGAUUGCCUAGCUGCCUAUGGCCUAGUGGCGCGAUACAUACCGAUAUCAUCAGACAGACUGAUGGCUGCCUACCGCCUGAUGGUGCAAUGCAUCACACCAAUUCUGCUGCUGCUGCUGCUGCUGAGCUAACACCGUACAGCCGCUCACUCACCCAUGUCUCUCUCUACCGUCUGUCUGUCUAGCUAGCUAGCUAGCUAUAUGUGUGUAUGUGUCUGUAUCAGUCGGCGGUGAGUCACUCUCUGGUGACCCUGAUGUCCCCCAGGUAGUCGGCAUGCACGGCGUCCAUCCCACAGGCGGGGCAGCGGAGCGACGAGUACCGACGGACGUCCUCGGGCACUGGUUUGUGCAGCCUCUCCAGCCGGGCCUUCUCCUCUCUCGCCCUGUCGUGGCGGUCCUUCCACUGACGCCAGCACCCCUCACACAAACACUGCUGCUUGCAUGGGAACUGCCACACACACACACACACACAGAGAGAGAGAGACAGAGAGAGAGAGAGAGAGAGACAUAGAGCGGAUGCGUGUGUGUUUGUGUGUGUGUGUCUAUGGCGUUUAUACGAAUGUGAUGACGGGAGGGCGCGUGUCAUCGCGGCAGGCCACACAGCUGCCGAUGGCGGAGCCGGGAUUCUCCCUCUCCUGCAGUUCGAGCCGUGCCUCGAGCCGGCUGGCCUCUCGUGAGAGGUCACGCAGGUCCUGCUGGGCCUGCUUGAUCUCUCGCUUGAAGGCACUGAUGGCCGCAGGGGUGGUCAGGGAGGUAAGCCGGCCCUCGGUCAGCCUGAGACAUGGAAGGUAAGACGAGACGGACGACAUGGAUGGAUAUGUAUACGUGGCCGGCCGGCCGGCUUGUGCGUUGAUUGAUUUUGUGAUGUGAGCACCCUACCCUGUCUCGGCCUGUGUGCGCAGCGAGUGGUGCUCUCUCAGCAGGGGCUGCAGUGCGGCCUCCGCGGCGACGCACUCGACGCUGACACCGUUGAUUUGGCUCCCCAACCUGCAGAACAGACCAGACAACCGAACAACGAGGCGUCGGUCAUGAUGUCUCCUGCCUGCCUGCCCCACGCACGGGCGGCUCACCUGUCGACUUCGCUAUUGAGCCCCCGCAGCAUCUCCCUGAGCUGCCUCUCCGUCAGCGACUUAAGGGCCCUACCCACAUCACCCCUACCGUCCCCUGCCCCAUCUGCCGCAGCCACCACACCACCCCCACCGCCAGGCGUCCCCUCUCCCUGCGGCUGCUGCAGGCCGGCGCUGCUUCCUGCAGAUGCCGUGCUGGCCAAGUCCGCCUGCCAAGUGUCCUCAUUCCGCCGCUGUGGUGAUGAUGGCAAGGGAGAUGGGGAGGAAAUUCGUUUUUCGGUGUCGAUGGCCUGGUCGUAGAGUUUGUCGAGGCGGUCGUGUUCGGCGGCGGCGCGGGCGUCGAAGUCACGGACCUCUGCUGCGGUCGCUAGGGCGAGAAACGCUCCGCGACUCAAGCUGAGAGGAGGGUGAAGGGGAGCAGACACGUUUGUCGGCCCCGGGUGGCUGUGUGUUUGUAGCUCACUUGUGGGUGGUUUGCCUGAGUUUGUCGAUGGCGACCGAGAGCUCCCUCGCCCGGUCGAUGGCGCGGUCACGGGACUGACACAAACCGCCGUAGCGGGCCGACAAACUGCAUAAAGGCAUGUUGGGCAAUGACAGCACACAAACCUGGACGAAUGCAUGGAUAUCUUGGUGUGGUGUCUGAUGGGAUGAGCUUACCUCUGCUUCUUUGCGAUGGCCUCCCCGACGGCCGCCCUGAGCUGGUCCAGCAGAAUGGUCUUCCCACAACUCCUGCACACGAUAAGCGACCGAUAGACAGAAAUACAGACCACUCCCUAACUACCUUGCCUCGGUCCUCUUUCUCUCACCUCUGCGCAGAUGUCACCGAUGGCAGGUCAGGUGUCGUCACGGUCGAAGCAGCACGAUCCGAUGCAGUCGUGGACGACACAGGCGGGCAAUCGGCAAUGCUGGAUGACGACGUUGACGCGGGGGUGGGGGUGGGUGGGGCUGGCUGUGGUGCUUCUGGUGCUUGUGGUGGCUGGAAUGUGACGGCAGGUGUCUGUGGCAGGGGCAGCUUCCUCACUUUGAGCCUGCCACGAGACACCGGCGUCCACACACCCGCUGUCUCAUCAUCCUGCUCGGCGGCCGGCCGGGGGCUGUACACCGGAAUGGCCACUCUCGCCCCCACUGACGGAUUCUCGGCGUUGUCUUCGCUCUCCUCACCCUCCUCUCGCUGCUGGUCGUCAUGGCCAUGUCCACCUGACGGCUCCUGCUGGUGCACCGCCGUGGCCAUCUGACACUUGCCGGCCCUCUCCGCCCUGCUGUUUGCCUUGGCCUUGGUCCGGUUCUUCUGCCUCUCAACCUCUGCCAGCAGCUGAGCCGCAGCUCUCUCGGACCGCCGCUUCUGCGCCUCGAUGAUGCGAUCGGUGACCAUCGUGCGGACCCGCCAUAUGGCAGGAAAGCAAAACACGUGGAGGGCCACCAGGCCCAGAAAGACCAGAAAUGCGACCCCCGUCAUCUGAAAGUGGCAUGCAAAGCACGGGGUAGGAUGCACACGUGUACACGUGUGCCGGGCCUGUGUGUCCCCGCCCCAGCUACCCGUGGGAGCCUCAUCUCGUCUCUCGGGUGACGCAGACUUGACGGGAGGCGGAAGCGACCCUCGUCGUCGAACAUCGAGCCGCCGGUGGCUCCAGCGGGGCUGCAGAUAGGUCACACACAGCACAUUGGGACAUCUGUGUGUCCAGUGUUGCCGGCGUACCAUGUCUCGACAGGCUCUACGCGCUGUCUUGGCGGAUCGGAGAGAGUCAGCGGACGUGGGCUGGGUCUUGGGUUGUCCCUGGCUGCCGACCUCAGAACAGCUCUGGCCUGCACACACACACACACACACACACACAAACACACAAAACAAGUGACGAUAUGGGUGGAUUCUCGCCCGUUGGUUACCUCGUCGGCCACCCAUUUGUCGGCAUCAUAUUGUAUCCUCUCGAUAGGCAACUUACAGACAUCUAGCAUGACGACCGUCUUGACCCUGAAGUUGCGCGUGUCCCACUUGGACGGCCACCAGUGGGGAGGAGGGGGAGGGCUGCACACACACAUUACACAUCACACAGUAACAGUGUGUCUCUCUCUCCCCCUCCGUAUGUGUAUGUGUGUGUCUGUGUGUACUUAAGGAGGUCAUUGAGAGUUCUGAGCAUUUCAUGCAGCCGCGGUCUGAUGGCCAGCAGCUCGGGCAACGGAAUGACUCUCCCGUUGGGAAAGGCGGACAGGUAGUGGAGCACCAUACACAUGUGCUCCACGCCACUAUGCUCAACCGUGUGGGUGGCCUGCACACAGACCCAUACACACCCACACACACACAGUGCAGUGCCCCCAUAAAAGCGUGUUUAGUGCACUCGUUGAGAGGGUACGUACAAGAAUACCCUACCGGGAUCUCAUCUGCCCGGUGCAUCAUAAUGUGCAGCACCCAGCCAGUGAUGGCGUGGAAGCGCAUCGUGUCGCGCCAAAAAAUGGUGGGGCCGUUCUUGGGACUCUUCGUGCUCAUCAGCUCCGUGGCCGUCUUGACCAUCUCCCGAUCAACAAUCUGCAUGGUGGCUGCCCUCGAUGCUGGAAAGAAACACACAGCCUCCGAGAUGAGAUGCGCUUUGAUGGAUUUGCCGGCCCUUUCUGUGUAUGUGGCUGUGUGUGUGCGAGGUAGGUACUGUACCCAUAGCACACCAGCCGAUGAGCAACAUGGCGCGGCUGUGGUAUGUGACGUCUUCAGACAACAGGAGCCGAUGCAGCACCGGGACCACUUCCGCGGCCACCAUCUGCCGAGCCACUUCCGCGGCCUGCUCCGUCACAGUCAACACAGGACCGUUGGUUGACCCUGAUUGACACAUGGACACAGACACACAGAUUUCCAUGAAUGUCAAUAUACGCAACCUUCCCUCUCUCCCUCUCUUCCUCUCUCCCUCUCUCUCUCUCUGCGCUGUGCGCGUGUGCGCCCACCGGCAAAGAGCCCCAUGGCUGUCAUGACGGCCGCCUCAGCCACCUCCCGGCUCUUAUGUUCCAUCAGCUCCACUACUUGCCCCACGGGGGAAGCGCGGCCAAGCUUGAGCAGGCUGUCCAGGUGCCCAGGCGCAUUUUGCCAGGCCGUGAGCCGCUGGAGUGUGAAGAGGAGCAUUGUGAUGGUGCCGGACUGCCAGGCCGCCCCUGGCGGCGCGUCCAAGUGGCGUUCGACGUCACGCCAGGGGGACCCCGCAUUUCGCCGGAACCAGCUCAGCAGAAACCCACAAUGUGAAAUGACCUCUCUGAAAAGAUCAGUGAGCCAACGGAAACAGAGAUACGUCCAUCCAUCCAUCCAUCCACGUACUUGAUGAGAUGUGGAACGGCCGCGAGAUCCAUCCCGGAUAUGAGGUCGUGCAGCGCCUCGGUCGCCUCAUACUGCACCUCGGGAUCGUCGAAGUCGGUGCACCGCCGCAGCAGGGCCAUGGCGACAGCAUGAUGCGUCCCAGGGAAGGCGCCGUGGACCGUUGGCAGGUGGGCAGCUCGUCCAUCAGGAUGCGACAUGUUUGCGUGGAGCCACUUGAUGCCAUCGAGCUGCCGCUGCCGGUCCUCGCUGUCCCGGAGGAACGUCAGGACGUGGGAAACGAUGUGGCCGCCCGCUCUCUCCUCAACGUCCAUCUGGGCAGAUCGUUGCGACGAAAGGGCUAUAUGAAGCAUUGACAAGCUCAUCAUCAGACGAAGUAUGAACCGCAUGGCGAGGAAAAAAUCCC
Vitrella brassicaformis is the source of this 4931-nucleotide messenger RNA. The record is from the annotation of a GenBank genome assembly. Lineage: Eukaryota; Vitrellaceae.